UCCGUGGCGGAUGGCGGGCGGUCUCGUUAGGUCUGAGGCUGCAAUGGCUGCACGCUCUUUGAGGCUGCUGACCACAUUGCUGGCGAUUGCCGUCAGUGCUUCCCGGGCCGAGGUCGAGUCCGAGGCGGGAUGGGAUAUGCCUGCGCCUGAUCUGCUCUUCGCGGAGGGGACCGCCGCCUACGCGCGCGGGGACUGGGCAGGGGUGGUCCUGAGCAUGGAACGGGCGCUGCGGUCUAGGGCCGCCCUGCGCGCCCUUCGCCUGCGCUGCCGCACCCGGUGUGCCGCCGACUUCCCGUGGGAGCUGGACCCCGACUCGUCCCCGAGCCUGGCGCAGGUCUCGGGCGCCACCGCCCUACAGGACCUGCGCUUCUUUGGGGGUCUGCUGCGUCGAGCCGCCUGCCUGCGCCGCUGCCUCGGGCCGCCGGCCGCGCACUCGCUCAGCGAGGAGCUGGAGUUGGAGUUCCGCAAGCGGAGCCCCUACAACUACCUGCAGGUCGCCUACUUCAAGAUAAACAAAUUGGAGAAAGCGGUAGCAGCAGCCCACACCUUCUUUGUGGGCAACCCUGAACACAUGGAGAUGCGGCAGAAUCUGGACUAUUACCAAACCAUGUCUGGAGUGAAGGAGGCCGACUUCAAGGAUCUUGAGGCCACGCCCCAUAUGCACGAGUUCCGGCUGGGAGUGCGACUCUACUCGGAGGAGCAGCCGCACGACGCGGUCGCCCACCUGGAGGCGGCGCUGCGGGAGUACUGGGUGGCGGACGCCGAGUGCCGCGCGCUCUGCGAGGGGCCGUACGACUACGACGGCUACAACUACCUGGAGUACAACACGGACCUGUUCCAGGCCAUCGCAGAUCAUUACAUCCAGGUCCUCAGCUGUAAGCAGAACUGCGUCACGGAGCUGGCCUCCCACCCGAGCCGAGAGAAGCCCUUUGAGGACUUCCUCCCGUCACAUUAUAAUUAUCUGCAGUUUGCCUACUAUAACAUUGGGAAUUAUACACAGGCUAUUGAAUGUGCCAAGACCUAUCUCCUCUUCUUCCCCAAUGAUGAGGUGAUGACCCAGAACCUGGCCUACUACACAGCCAUGCUCGGAGAAGAGCCAGCCGGAUCCGUUGGCCCCCGUGAGAGCGCCCGGGAGUACCGACAGCGCAGCCUGCUGGAGAAAGAACUGCUCUUCUUUGCUUACGAUGUCUUCGGAAUCCCCUUCGUGGACCCGGAUUCAUGGACUCCAGAAGAGGUGAUUCCCAAAAGAUUGCAAGAGAAACAAAAGUCUGAACGGGAAACAGCCGUCCGCAUCUCCCAGGAGAUUGGAAACCUCAUGAAGGAGAUUGAGACCCUAGUGGAGGAGAAGACCAAGGAGCCGCUGGAUGUGAGCAGGCUGACCCGGGAAGGUGGCCCACUGCUCUACGAAGGCAUCAGUCUCACCAUGAACUCCAGAGUCUUGAAUGGUUCCCAGAGGGUGGUGAUGGACGGUGUCAUCUCUGAUGACGAGUGCCGGGAGCUGCAGAGACUUACCAACGCGGCAGCAACGUCAGGAGAUGGCUACCGGGGUCAGACCUCCCCACACACCCCCAGUGAGAAGUUCUAUGGAGUCACUGUCUUCAAGGCCCUCAAGCUGGGGCAGGAAGGGAAGGUUCCCCUGCAGAGCGCGCACCUGUACUACAACGUGACCGAGAAGGUGCGGCGGGUCAUGGAGUCCUACUUCCGCCUGGACACACCCCUCUACUUCUCCUACUCACACCUGGUGUGCCGUACCGCCAUCGAAGAGACCCAGACGCACUUGAGGAAGUACCCCCCAUGGCAGCAGGAGAGGUGCAGUGUCUCCAGAGGUGCCCCCGCCUUAAUGCGCCUUACCCCGGCCCCAGAGGCACAGGCUGAGAGGAAGGACAGCAGCCACCCAGUCCACGUGGACAACUGCAUCCUGAAUGCCGAGGCCCUCGUGUGCAUCAAGGAGCCCCCCGCCUAUACCUUCCGGGACUACAGUGCCAUUCUUUACCUAAAUGGAGACUUCGAUGGAGGAACCUUCUAUUUCACUGAACUAGAUGCCAAGACUGUGACAGCAGAAGUGCAGCCCCAGUGCGGGAGGGCCGUGGGAUUCUCCUCAGGCACCGAAAACCCACAUGGAGUGAGGGCUGUCACCAGAGGACAGCGCUGUGCCAUCGCCCUGUGGUUCACGUUGGACGCCCGGCACAGCGAGCGGGACAGGGUGCAGGCGGAUGACCUGGUGAAGAUGCUCUUCAGCCCAGAAGAGAUGGACCUCUCCCAGGAGGGGCCCCCCAAGCCCGUCGAGGAGUCUCUUCCGGGCAGGGAGGCGGCACGCAAGGAUGAGCUCUGACAGCGUCCAGCUCGCUGGGGAUGGGUGGCCAGACCCACCUCGAGGAACUGUCCCACACCCUGGACCAUCCGGCCCCUGGGGGCUGCAGAGCCGCGGGGAAGUUCCGUCUGCUGCCCGGCCAACAGGUCCCUGCUCACAGCCGUCCGCACGGUGCUCCCGCUCCCCAAAGCGGACAUGGCAGGACGGCCUGCUCUCCCCUGGACCUGGCCGAGGGCUCAGGACACAGGACCCGGGCCACCCCUGGGGGCCUGCACAGGCAGCACCUGACAGCAAUACAGUAUUUAAGCGUCUGUGUAGACAACCAAAGAAUAAAUGAUAUGUGGGGUGUUUUUACUCUGUA
Suricata suricatta (meerkat) is the source of this 2672-nucleotide messenger RNA. RefSeq names its product prolyl 3-hydroxylase 1 (gene P3H1). Bases 11 to 2332 code for a protein of 773 amino acids. The record is from RefSeq and is a predicted model, not a curated record. The transcript is spliced from 15 exons. Gene Ontology annotation, cellular component: endoplasmic reticulum. Gene Ontology annotation, biological process: collagen metabolic process. Gene Ontology annotation, molecular function: procollagen-proline 3-dioxygenase activity; iron ion binding; L-ascorbic acid binding. Lineage: Eukaryota; Metazoa; Chordata; Mammalia; Carnivora; Herpestidae.